GAGCGGCGCAGAGCGGGCGGCGGGAGCGGCGGCGGCGGAGCUGCUGCUGCUGCUGCGCGACGGAGGGGCCCGACCCGCAGCCCGGUCCCCGCAGCCCUGUCCCGCGGCCCCCUCAGCGCCCCCCAUCGCCACCGGCCCCGCGCCCGGCUCUCCGCGGCGCAGGAAGGGGGGAAGGAAGGGAAGGAACCGCUCGCCGCGCAGCUGCACCCCCCCCCACCCCCUCACCCCUCCUCCUUCUCCUCCCGCCUCACACCGACCAUGUCGCGGCCGCUCCCGCUGAACCCCCCGUUCCUGCCGCCCACCUACGGCGUGCUGAAGUCGCUGCUGGAAAACCCGCUCAAGCUGCCGCUCGCUCACGAAGACGCAUUCGGUAAAGAAAAAGACAAAGAGAAGAAGUUAGAUGAUGACAGCACCGGUACCACAGUCCCUCAGUCAGCUUUCUUGGGUCCAACAUUAUGGGACAAGACACUGCCAUACGAUGGAGACACUUUCCAGUUGGAAUACAUGGACCUCGAAGAAUUCCUCUCAGAAAAUGGCAUUCCACCCAGCCCAAACCAGCACGAGCCUAGCCCACACCAGUCAGGUCUCCAGCAAGCUACCUCAGCAUCACCUUCUGUCAUGGACCUCAGCAGCAGGGCUUCUACUUCAGUCCAUCCAGGCAUGGUGUCGCAGAACUGCAUGCAGAGCCCGGUCAGACCAGGUCAGAUCUUGCCAGCAAACCGAAACACACCGAGUCCCAUUGAUCCUGAGACUAUCCAAGUCCCUGUCGGCUACGAACCCGACCCUGCAGAUCUUGCUCUUUCCAGUAUUCCUGGCCAGGAGAUGUUUGAUCCUCGUAAGCGCAAGUUCUCUGAAGAGGAGCUGAAGCCCCAGCCCAUGAUUAAGAAAGCUCGCAAAGUCUUCAUCCCAGAUGACCUGAAGCAGGAUGACAAAUACUGGGCAAGGCGCAGAAAGAACAACAUGGCAGCGAAGCGCUCGCGGGACGCGCGGCGGCUGAAGGAGAACCAGAUCGCCAUCCGCGCCUCCUUCCUGGAGAAGGAGAACUCGGCGCUGCGCCAGGAGGUGGCCGACCUGCGGAAAGAGCUGGGCAAGUGCAAGAACGUCCUGGCCAAGUAUGAAGCUCGACACGGCCCCCUGUUGGCAUUUGACUAGAUGGACAAUGUGUUUCCUGUUUGAUAGCACCACGCCCAAACCAACCUUUCUGUCUUCAGCACUUUACCAGAAGCAGAAACAAAACUGACUUAACGUUGGUUUUCUGUUUUGUUUUGGGUUUGUUUUGUUUUGUUUGCGUGUGCGUGUCCCCACGUGUGUGUGUGUGUGUGUGUGUGUGUGUGCACAUGUGUGUUCCCAGGUCUGUGUCCGUGGGUGUGCCUGUGUGUGUGGGUGUGCACGCAUCUCAGCACUUCCCAUUUUUAUGAACCCUCUUCAAAGGGUGCCACAUUUUUACCUGGACUGUUGAGAAACCACCAUAGUAAGCUUUUUAUUAUCUUUUUUUUUUUUUUUUCAGUGCUGCUUCAGAGUAGGGUAUUUACGUUCUUGUAAUCAGUUCCAUCCUCCUGAUUUUACUUGGAAAGAUCCCAGUAUAAAUUACUAAAAAAAAAAAAAAAAAAAAAGGAAAAAAAAAAGAAAAAAGAAAAAAAAGUAGAUCUCAGUUUUUUUUUCAAGAGUAACAAGCUAUCGUUUUACGUCUGUCUAAUCAGAAAAGUUAACAUGCUAAUAAAGUGCACAAAUAAUAAUUUAGUACUACACUGCAGAACUAUUAAUUUAUAGAUCGCUUUCGUUGUAUUUUAAGUUUUUUGGUGAUAAUUGUCUUCAGAUUUUAAAGUGCUGUUAGACUGAGUUAGCUGUACUCAUUAUAGAUCCCAUAAUGGCUUCUCUGUAGCUACUUAAGGUUCCUUUUUCUCUCCACGGACCCCAGGUAGGUAGGUAGGAGUGUGUGAUAGAGCACAGAGUUUGUACCUUGCACUGCCUGUACCUGAAGCAAUAAUCCUGUCGUGCGCUCGCGUGCAUGCUGCCCGGAUGUUCCCACUGGAAGUAGGAUGGUUCCCUACCCAACAGGAGUUUUCCUGUCUCUGCCAGCGAGUUCCAAAAGUCCGAGAGACGUUUCCGUGGGCACGGUACCUGUGUCCCUGUGGGGAGCGCAUGUGGAAGGAGCAGGAUCAUUAGUUGAAGUGAGAACAAAAUCCGUAGAAUCAAACCAGAUCCGACGUCGAAAUCAGAGGGGCUUUUCUGUUUUCAGUUAGUUAUUCCAUUUUGUGAUUAAAAGUUAAAUAAAUACCUAAAUUCAGUUGGUUUUUCCCUCCCCCCCCCCCCAUGUUUUGUAAUAUAUUUUCUGUGGAUUAUAUCUUGCUGUUUUAAAAAUCACUUUUAUUCAGUUAGAAGAAGUCACUGGUUUGCAAAGCCCAUUUUUUCCUAGUGAUUGUUGUUUUGAGUGUGACAUGAACUGAUGGUUCUGAACUUUAUUGUUUUAAACUCUCUGCUUUUGAACAUGUAUGUUCUAAUAUAAAGUGGACUUCUGAAAAAUGAAUGUAAGAGACACUGGUGUAUUUCAGGAGGGGAUGGUGUUGUCAUAUACUGUGGUUAAUCCAAUCAAUCUAAGUGUUUACUCUAGACCAAAAGGAUAGAUAUUAUAAAAUGUAUAAAGUUUAUACAGAAUAAUUAUAGUAUGUUCGUUUUGUACAGUAUUUUUCAAGUACAAAUACUGACAAUGUAUUUUGAAAGACAUAUAUAUAGCAAAAAGAAAAAGCUAUUCCAUGUUUAAAAUAUAUAGCAAAGAUAUAUAUUCUCCAUUAUUGUACAGAAAGGAAGUGCUUAGGGGUUUGUUGGUUGUUGUUUUUUCUUUUUUUUUUUUUUAAAUCUUUUAAUAUUUUAAGCCUACCACUGGCACACCGGCAUGUUCUGUGCUUUAAAUUAAAUUUUUAUGGAAGUAAUAUGGAUUUCCAGGAUGUUCCAUAUUACUGAAAAGGAGAGACUUUAGUAUUUUCCAUCAGAAACACAUCAAGAAACUGUUUAACAGGGACAAAGCACAACAUGGAUUUUAGUCAACUAUUGAUUGGACAAUACAAUAUUUUGUAAUGGCAGGAAAAUAACAUAUAACACAAAACCACUCACAGGCACUUCUGAUCUGCUGCUGCUGCUACAAUCUGUUUCCAGCUGAAUACUAUUUUUUUUUUAUAAAUAGCUCAGACCCUGUACACACUUUGUGUACUGCAUACAGUUAGAAACACGGGAGGAAAAUACGGUGCUACACGUCUUGCUCGCAGUUUUCUGAGUGUUCUGACAUUAUUCUCCAAUAAACAGGUUGUUCAUUCCAUUAAAUCAUUUUUCAUGCUUCAGGAGAAGGCGACAAAGAACUCAGCAUUUUGGUCAGCAUUAAAAAUCCCCUCGCAUGAAUGGCACUUUUCCAGUAUUUUUCCACAAACACACCUGGCUUGUCAGUGUCCCUUGACAUGCAGGACUUGCCUGUGGACCAUUUAUUGGGUAAACUGAAUUUCUGUGUGCUGCAGCAAACUUUGAAGCGCAGUGAGUUAUUCCCUAAAGGUCAGUAUGAGGCACUGGGUGCUGGGGAGACACACAGAGGGGUGUUUUUGGGGUGCCCCAGGAGCAGGAGUGAGGUCAGAGUGCCAUCGGCGAGGGGUGGGGUGUGACCACAAACCUUUCUAUGACACGUAAAAGGCAGCUUGGGGAAAAAAAAAAAAGUGACAGAGAAUUCUUUUGUUUCUUUGGGCAGGGAAGGGGGGGGAGAUGGUUUUUGUAGGCUGGGUGGAACAGAUUUAUUGUUAUGGCCACAGAGGAGCACAGAGGUUUCCAGCAGCUGCCUGGCCCAGCGGUCCCAGAGCUGCUCCGGUGCCUCCUCACCCCUGGGAGAACAGGAGGGACUGGGAAUGUGCACAGGCUGCAGCUUCUCCUUUGGGGUGAGGACUUUCCAAGGAGCCUGAGGGAUUUAGGCACUCCCCAUUUGCUGUGGGAGUGAGGUACCUUGGCUGCUGUGAAAAGCUCAUUUGUAAAAAAAAAUUAGCACUUAAAAAAAAAAAAAGGCAAAAUAUGUGGGCUGAUAUCUGGAAAAGCUCCAGGUUCUUUAGCCAGGUUGUCUCCCCAAAAUAAUAAAUAAAUGGAAGUUCAGCUCACUUUCAGUUCCCAAGGACAGCUCAGCUGGGCUCAUCACACCUCUGAUGGCUUUGUUGCUCAUGAAGGAGCUUGUAGGUAUAAGAGAUUGUAAUUUUAUAAAAAUAGAAAUAUAUAUAUUUGCAGAAUAAUUAAUAGCUUAUCUAAAUAAUUCACUGACCUCUGUUAAACUUAUAAGCAUUGGUAAAAUGCUUGUCUUCUCUUUUGUUUUUUUGCUGAAACUUAGAAGUGAAUUUUUUUCUUUUUAAAAAAGAAUGCCCUCUAGAAAUCAGUGGGACUGGAGAUGGAUUUGUGAUCCGAGCACCUUGGGGCUCUCCGUGGGAAAGCCCGUGGCAGAGAAGGCAGGGGGGGUAUUUCUUUUUCUAUUUUGAAUGGUGCUGAAGUCUCUAAAACCAAGCACCAUGGAAAUAAAGUUCUGACUUGAAUCCACAAAAGCAAGAAAUUCAAAAUGCAGGGCAGGAGCCCGAGUGAGGCUCCGAGCUGGACUCGCUCCCUGUGCCCCCGGGGAUGGGAUCGGCUCACACCCCUCACACUUGAAUCUCUUGCCUCUGUGGGUUUGUAAUACCCCCAGUUAUUGCUUUAAAACUAUUUUUGCAUGUAAUUUACGAUAGAGAUGUGCAGUUUAUUUUUAUUUUGUCGACUUCUUUUUUUUAUGUGAAGAGAUUAAAAAAAAAAAAUAUAUUAAAACUUACAAGUGAUCAACCAUCGUAUUUCUGGCAACACCACAAGACAGCAUUAAAUACAAGUUUAACAAACAGAUCAAAUUACCUGUAUGACAAGAAGUGGAUUGCAUCCUGUAUGCUGUUCAGCCCAAAUAUUUUUUUUUCGUCUGUUAUUCUUAAUGUUUAAUAAACUUUUAAAUUUUUCUUCUCUCA
This is a messenger RNA of Pseudopipra pipra, 5000 nucleotides long. RefSeq names its product HLF transcription factor, PAR bZIP family member (gene HLF). NCBI's taxonomy places the organism in Eukaryota, Metazoa, Chordata, Aves, Passeriformes, Pipridae. Gene Ontology annotation, cellular component: nucleus. The record is from RefSeq and is a predicted model, not a curated record. Gene Ontology annotation, biological process: regulation of transcription by RNA polymerase II. The coding region runs from base 259 to 1152 and encodes 297 amino acids. Gene Ontology annotation, molecular function: DNA-binding transcription factor activity, RNA polymerase II-specific; RNA polymerase II cis-regulatory region sequence-specific DNA binding. The transcript has 5 exons.